AUGGCGACCCGUGACCGUACGACAGAGUUUCUUCAAUACCGCAGCGCCAAAACUCGCCAAACUGACUCGCAAGGUCUCUUACAAGAGGACAGAGGUGCUUCAACCUUUAGCACCUUCGUUGCACCUCUGUGGAUGCAGAAGAUGGAUGAGGUUCGCGAGCUGCAGAGAAAGAUUCGGAAGCAUAUGGAGUCGCUGGAAAAGCUGUGGCGAAACAAUCUAAAGAUUGAGUUUAGCUCGUCGCGAGACGAGGGACGUGAGGAAAUGGAUAUUGAGCGUCUGCGAGUUUCUAUUGAUAAUCUCUUCAAGCAGAGUGAGAAAGUAGUUAAUGAACUCGAAGUGGCCUACAUGCGUGAGCUCCCUGACGAGGGAACUGAUGCGGAGUUGAGUAUACUUCGUAAUGUGAAGAUGUGUCUUGUUAACGAACUCAGCAACAUUGGUAAAUUAUACCGUGAGAGCGAGCGGCGAUACGUUAUGGAUCUAAAAAAGCAGCAAUCGGUCGCGAAGCGAUGGGGAAACAGUGAACGACAGCGAGUCAUCGAGCAGGAGCUUGAAACCGAUGCUGUAAUGAACCGUUGCCUCCAAAAGGGCAUGUCUCAGGAGCAGGUAGAGGCGAUGCUUCUCAAUCAACAAUUGGCGGAUGAGCGUGUGAAGGAAUUUGAACACAUAUAUACAUCAAUAAAGUCCAUGCACGAGAUGUUCUCUGACAUGAAAACGCUCGUUAUUGAGCAAGGUGCCGUGCUCGACCGUAUUGAUUACAACAUGUCGAUCACUCACGAACGCGUGCAGAGUGGUAGAGCGGAGUUGGAAAAGGCAGCGGAAUAUCAGGAGGCCGGGUUGUUCAAAACAUGUUUCUUGUUUUUAGUGGUAACUAUCUUUGUGCUUUUGUUCAUUCUUCUGUUUCAAAAGAUGCUGUCUUAA
This is a messenger RNA of Trypanosoma brucei brucei TREU927, 918 nucleotides long. RefSeq names its product syntaxin, putative. Gene Ontology annotation, molecular function: SNARE binding; SNAP receptor activity. Gene Ontology annotation, cellular component: endomembrane system; SNARE complex; membrane. Gene Ontology annotation, biological process: vesicle-mediated transport; intracellular protein transport; vesicle fusion. The record is from RefSeq and is a predicted model, not a curated record. The coding region runs from base 1 to 918 and encodes 305 amino acids. The transcript has a single exon. NCBI's taxonomy places the organism in Eukaryota, Euglenozoa, Kinetoplastea, Trypanosomatida, Trypanosomatidae.